UGUGUGUUCUAUUAGGAAUUCAUUCUUACCACCUUUUAUACUUACUCUGAGAUAAUAUCAGUAACUGCUUUACAUCCUCAAGAAUGGUCUUCACUAAGACUCCUGCACAAUCAUAUAAUACUUGGAGCUGUGAAGCAGAUUGCUAGAAUACUAGUUGAAGAGUAUCUUGAUGAUAUAGAGGGAACUUCAACUGUAUUCUUCAACUGCAAUCUCUGGGAGAGGUUCUUUAAUUUGUGCGUUGAUUUCUGCUGUCAGCCGUCGCUCCAGCUUGAGAAGAUGACAGAGCUUAAGAGAAAGCGAAUUCUUGACCUUUAUGGAGACAUGAGGCUAACAAUGAACACACUGAUGCUUGAUAAGUGGAGGAUGUUAGGUAAUUUCCAAGCCAAUUUUGUCCCUGGAAUGGUUGGUCCUUUCCUUAAAGUCAGUUUACUACCUCAUGAAGGCCUGAGGAAGGCAACCAUACCAGUUUUCUUUGACAUGAUGGAACACGAAUGGAAGUACAACAAGAACUUUCACAGAAUGGAGAUUGAGAUGAUUGAUAAGUUGGAUGUGUAUGUCAGUAAUGGAAUGGGUGAUCCAAAUAUACAAUCAUGUGCUGUUGAGCCAUUGCCUGAUCCUAACAUUAUGAAGAAAUUUGAGGGAAAACAAGUCAAAGAAGAGAUCACUAGAUAUUGCCGCACUAAUAAUGUCAAACACUUCCUGUUGAAGAGGCCCUUCCAUCAAGGAAAGAAAGACAAGUCUAAUGAGUACAAGACACUUCAUAUUGAGAGAACAGUGUACACUACAGAGUAUCAGUUCCCUGGUAUACUGAGGUGGUUUCCAGUAGUUGACUCUGAAGUA
This is a messenger RNA of Amphimedon queenslandica, 840 nucleotides long. RefSeq names its product dedicator of cytokinesis protein 5-like. Gene Ontology annotation, cellular component: plasma membrane; cytoplasm. Lineage: Eukaryota; Metazoa; Porifera; Demospongiae; Haplosclerida; Niphatidae. The transcript has 9 exons. Gene Ontology annotation, molecular function: guanyl-nucleotide exchange factor activity; small GTPase binding. Gene Ontology annotation, biological process: small GTPase-mediated signal transduction. The annotation marks the transcript as partial. The record is from RefSeq and is a predicted model, not a curated record.